Molecule: messenger RNA, 4887 nt
Organism: Meleagris gallopavo (turkey)
Lineage: Eukaryota; Metazoa; Chordata; Aves; Galliformes; Phasianidae
Gene: LRRC4C
Product: leucine rich repeat containing 4C
Biological process (GO): synaptic membrane adhesion; modulation of chemical synaptic transmission; regulation of axonogenesis
Cellular component (GO): postsynaptic density membrane; plasma membrane; glutamatergic synapse
Molecular function (GO): cell-cell adhesion mediator activity
Source: RefSeq, a predicted model, not a curated record
GGAGGAAAAAAAAAAAAGAGAGAGAGAGAGAAAGAGAACGGAAGGGGUGAAGGAGGAGUAUAGCGAGGAAGACUGGCCCCGGGACAUUUGCAAAUCCUAGUGUGCCUUUGAAAGGUGGGGAGUCAGACAAAGCCAGAGCGACAGAAAAGCGGAUCUACUCCCAGCUGCAACAACAGGAGCUGCCUGGAACUGGAUAUCUACAUAGAUGUGUACGUACGUGCACACACAAGAAGAAUUCGAGCUGAAGCUAAUGGUAGGGAGAAAGGAUUUUGGCUGUGCAAAAAGCUAUGCGUUUCAGGCAUGAAACUAAAAACUGAAAGAAGAGGCUGUGCUCCCGGGGAUGUGUCAUCUUGGAAGGGAGAGAGGCAGGAAGGAAGGAAGAAAAGGGGGAAGAUAACUGGCAUGUGGAAGACGAUGGGAUUCUAACUCACUGCUGUGCAGAAGGGAAAUCCAACUUGUAGAUCUGAAAUACACCGGGCAGAGAUUGCAAAUGUGAUCGGAGCUGCGUUGAAACAGAGAAAGAGAAGAAAAGGGAGGCAGAGGCUGGAGAGCUUUUAUCCUUCUCCCUCUCUCUUUCCCUCUCUGCUCAAAGAAGAAAUAGAAGUUUAUCCGUCUUGGUGCUGCUGGAUCUUUAUAGCUGCUGGACAAAAGAUGGAGAGGAAGCUGAAAUGAAAAGCAGAGGGAAAUCAGUGCUUUCGAAUCAGAGCUAAGAAGACAAAUCACGCCUCCCCAGGCUUCUUUUGUGCCCCAUCGGGGGAGUUUUAACAUCAGAAAGAUUUUGAGAAGUGUGGGGAGCAAAGGGGAGAGUGGGCGUUAAAAACACCCAUCCUGAGUGUUUAAAAAAUAACAAGAGGAUGGAUUUAUUCUUGACAGCUGGUGGGAACCUUGAAUUUUUCUCUAUUCCCUCCCUCCUUCUUUCCAUUUAAUGUGAGAUUAUGAAAAUGCAGAGGAGUUGGAGAGAAGGCAAAAGGAUAUAAUGUGGAGUUGGAAGCGAGGAAGAGAGUGCUGAUGCUGUGGAUUGCUGACUUCUUGCUGAAAUCAAAAAUCCAAUUGCGCACUGGGUUGUGAUUGGAAAUCUAAUCAGAUCUCUGGAGAGAAGGGAGAGACACUAAAAGUUAUUGUAUUGACAUAUACAAAUAAAAAUUUAAUUGCAAACGGAGAUUCUAUCCUAAAGGAGUGUGGGGGAUAGGGAAAAAGAAGAAUGGGAAUCCCCAUUCUAACGUGGAGACACACAGAUUGGAUAAUUGAUAGUGCAGCAAAGAAGGGGGAACAAGAAAAUUGCCUGGCAAGACCUGGAUCUUAACAGUCACAACAAAAUUGCAUUAAAAUAAUACAAAUGGAGGGCUGCUUAAACAGAAAUACAGCUCUUUCUGCUCUCCAGAGAAAAAACAAAUAGUGAGCAAUGGAGAGCAGAGAAGCUAGAGUGGCAGAAAACCUCAUAAAAAGGGAAGUAGGCAAAGGAUCCACUGUGGAAUGAAAAGUUUCAGAAAGGAGAAAGACCAUUCAUCCUCUGCAAUAAUUUUUCUUUUUUUUCUUGGUGUUUUAAACCCCUCUUCUCCAGUGGAGCAAACAUCAUUAUUACCACUACAGCAAUUUUAAACAGAAAAGUUGAACACAACAGAGAAAAUAAAGGACAGAGAAGAAAAAAGCAAAAUUGCUGGUGGGAGAUAGUUCAGCAGUGUUGGGUUGGAUUGGUACCUGCAUGGACUGAAAUUGCUUGGAAAUUGCAGUUGGAUAUCUUUUAUUUUUGUUUCCUGUCUUGUUUUUAAUUUUGGUUUGGUUGCUGAAAUGAAAUAGUUUUCAUAACCCCUCCCCCACCCUGUUUUUUCAUAACCACUCGGAUUUCCAGCUGGAUAGUCUUUGAGGAUAUAGGUGAAUGCUGUGGGGUGGUCCAGGCAACUCUGUGGAACGUUCUCCAGUGGACUAGUAGGAUGAGAAGAUCCAAGAGUAGUUUGGGGAACAAGGAGAAACAUCACCUCUCAUGACGGUAAACCUACCGAAAAGAAUUUCUGGAGGGAAAGAUGCAAAAUGCAACUCUAAAAACUUCUAGGCAUGUGGAAACCUCAAACUGAAGUAAGAGGAAAAGAGAUUGUCAUCUCAGACUUCUUUCUACCAUAGUGCAUCUGCAUCACAACACCAGCAGUUCAUAUGGCAUCAUUAUAUACUGGUUGAAAAACACUGAGUGAAACAUUAGGAAUAUGGGAAUGAUCUUGGCUCACAGACUAUUCAAACUCCAGAAGGACCAACACUAGAUAAAUUAUGAAUGUUGAACAAGAUGACCUUACAUCCACAGCAGAUAAUGAUAGGUCCUAGGUUUAACAGGGCCCUAUUUGACCCCCUGCUUGUGGUGCUGCUGGCUCUUCAGCUUCUUGUGGUAGCUGGUCUAGUGAGGGCUCAAACUUGCCCUUCAGUCUGCUCCUGCAGCAACCAGUUCAGUAAAGUGAUUUGUGUACGGAAAAAUCUGAGAGACGUGCCAGACGGCAUCUCCACCAACACCCGGUUACUCAACCUCCAUGAGAACCAGAUCCAAAUCAUUAAAGUGAACAGCUUCAAGCAUCUGAGGCACUUAGAAAUACUGCAGCUCAGCAGAAAUCACAUCAGAACAAUUGAAAUAGGGGCCUUCAAUGGUCUGGCCAAUCUUAAUACUUUGGAACUCUUUGACAAUCGUCUAACCACUAUCCCAAAUGGGGCUUUUGUAUACUUGUCAAAACUGAAGGAACUUUGGUUGAGAAACAACCCCAUUGAGAGCAUACCUUCUUAUGCUUUUAACAGAAUCCCUUCUCUCCGGAGAUUGGAUUUGGGAGAAUUGAAAAGGCUUUCAUACAUCUCAGAAGGUGCCUUUGAAGGUCUGUCCAACUUAAGAUAUUUGAACCUUGCCAUGUGCAAUCUGCGAGAGAUUCCUAACCUCACCCCACUUGUAAAACUGGAUGAGUUAGACCUUUCCGGGAAUCACUUGACUGCCAUCCGGCCAGGUUCCUUCCAAGGGUUAAUGCAUCUUCAGAAAUUGUGGAUGAUACAGUCCCAGAUUCAAGUGAUAGAAAGGAAUGCUUUUGAUAACCUUCAAUCACUUGUGGAGAUCAAUCUGGCACACAACAAUCUAACACUACUGCCUCAUGACCUGUUCACACCACUUCGUCUAGAAAGGAUCCACUUGCAUCACAAUCCUUGGAACUGCAACUGUGAUAUCCUUUGGCUCAGCUGGUGGAUUAAAGACAAGGCACCUUCUAAUACUGCAUGCUGUGCCCGUUGCCACACACCUCCCAGUUUGAAAGGAAGGUACAUUGGUGAGCUGGACCUGAACUACUUCACGUGCUAUGCUCCGGUCAUAGUGGAGCCACCAGCAGACCUGAACGUCACGGAAGGCAUGGCUGCAGAGAUGAAAUGCCGGGCAUCAACCUCCUUGACCUCUGUAUCUUGGAUUACUCCAAAUGGAUCUGUUAUGACACACGGGGCAUACAGAGUUCGGAUUGCUGUGCUCAGUGAUGGCACAUUAAAUUUUACAAAGGUAACUGUGCAAGACACGGGUUUGUAUACAUGCAUGGUGAGUAACUCUGUUGGGAAUACUACAGCUUCUGCCACACUGAAUGUGACUGCCCUGGAUAACCCCGGCUAUACAUAUUUUUCAACUGUCACAGUAGAGACUGUGGAACCUUCUCAGGAUGAGGCACAGACAACAGAGCAGGUUGGGCCCACACCAGUUACCAACUGGGAGACCACUAACAUGACAACCUCACUCACUCCACAGAGCACAAGGUCAACAGAAAAAACGUUCACCAUUCCUGUGACGGACGCAAACAAUGGGAUCCCAGGAAUAGAUGAGGUUAUGAAGACUACUAAAAUCAUAAUUGGUUGUUUUGUGGCUAUCACUCUCAUGGCUGCUGUGAUGCUGGUAAUUUUCUACAAAAUGAGGAAACAGCAUCACCGGCAAAACCAUCAUGCUCCAACACGGACUGUAGAAAUCAUAAACGUGGAUGAUGAGCUUACAGGUGACACACCCUUAGAGAGUCACUUGCCCAUGCCAGCAAUUGAGCAUGAGCACCUAAAUCACUAUAACUCUUAUAAGUCUCCUUUCAACCACACAACAACAGUUAACACAAUAAAUUCAAUACACAGUUCAGUGCAUGAACCGUUAUUGAUCCGAAUGAACUCAAAAGACAAUGUACAAGAGACUCAAAUCUAAAACGUUUAUGACAUUAUGGGGUGGGGGUGGGAAAAACAAAAUAUGGUUUAUAAAACAAAUGACACAAAUGACUGGGCUUAAUCUACUGUUUCAAAAAGUGUCUUUACAAAGAAAAAGAAAUUUAUUUAUUAAAAAUUCUAUUGUGAUCUAAAGCAGACAAAAUUAUGUGUAUUCCUCAGAACCUCUUUUUGCUGCACUUAUUUACCCUCCUCCUCCCCUUUUUAAUUCCCUGCCAACCCUGGUUCCCAUUUGCCAUAUUUUUCAUAGGAGAUCUUGAUUCCCUACACGAACUGGCCUAGGAAAUUUUGUAAGAAUUCUGUUACACUUUGGGAAUUUUUAUGGUGAAUUCUAGUGGUGAGAUUCAGUCUAUUUUGUCACUUCUUUUUCUCUUCUUUUGUUUUCUCAUGCCCUUUAUGAAAUUAUUCAACAGGGAAUGGAAUAUUAGCGGCAACUUUACAAGUGAGCAAACAUACAAGCAAAACUUUUUUUCCUCCAUGUAAUGAUUUGAAUAUUUGCUCUGUAUUUACCAAAAGGAGCAUUCUGUAGAAAAAAAAAAAAAGGAAGAAAAAGUAAAUAAUAAAAUAAAAUUAAUUUACUUGUGAAAACCUAUAAAACCCAUGAUCUUUUAAGAAAUUCUAGAAUCAGAAUUUGUAGUUCAAACACUAAACUAAGAUUAUAAAUAAAAUACUGUUGUUUUUUUUUUUCUG